AUGGCCAUUCCAGACAGAGCUCAAGCGAAAGCGCAGAGAACAAGAAAUAAGAUCAUUCAUACAUUCGAUAUAAAAAACCUUCUGGGUGACCCAUUUGCCAUUUCUACAUUAUCGAUUGCUCUGAUCUCAUGGGUCAUAACAAUAGCUGGUUCUAUAUCUUCGGUGACAGAUGAUGAAACGUUUCCCAGGUUUACGUGGUGGGGGAUUGCAUACCAAUUUCUCUUAAUAUGUAUGCUAAUAAUAUUCUACUCGUACGAUUUAAUUGAUUUUUACAAGGGAUUUCUCACUGGUGCCAUAGCAGUGGCAUUUGUAUAUACCACCAACAGUGCUACAAACUUAGUUUAUGCUGAAGGUUCAAGAAAGGCUGCCGCAUCUGCUGGUGUCAUAUUAUUAUCUAUCGUUAAUAUCAUUUGGAUCUUUUAUUUUGGUGGUGACAAUGCAGCUCCUACGAAUAGAUGGAUAGAUUCAUUCUCAUUGAAGGGCAUAAAACCUUCUCCGUACCAAAGUUUAUUGUUGAGAUCUGCUCGCCGUCGUUCCAUGAAUAACAAUAACAAUCAUUCAAAUAGAAUUUAUAGCGACAAUAUGGAUUAUAAUAAUAAUAAUAUUGGUAGUCAAAGAAUGGCUGCAACAAAUAGUCAAUCAUUCUACCCUGCGGAGCCACAACACUAUGUUUCAUCUACUGCAUUGACAGGGUUUGAAAAUACCGAUCCAUCUCACUUUAAUUCCAAUUCAAAUAUAGCAGGAACACGCCAGACUGAUUCAAACAUUAAUAGUAAUAAUCUAAAUGAAAAUGUUAGCACUUUUAUGACGGAGACGUCGAAUGGUUAUACUGCUACAUCUAUGGGUGAUACGCUAGGGCUAUACAAUGAUUUGGAAGAUGAAAAUUUCACAUAUACUGUUAAGGCCUUAUAUUCAUACAAGGCAGAUGAUUCUGACGCUUAUGAACUUUCAUUUGAACAAGGUGAUAUUCUGAAAGUUUCAGACAUUGAAGGUAGAUGGUGGAAGGCAAGGAAGGAAAAUGGUCAAACAGGUAUUAUUCCAAGUAAUUAUGUCAAACUAAUGGACUAA
Naumovozyma castellii is the source of this 1068-nucleotide messenger RNA. It is a transcript of the gene SHO1, whose product is annotated as osmosensor SHO1. Lineage: Eukaryota; Fungi; Ascomycota; Saccharomycetes; Saccharomycetales; Saccharomycetaceae. The transcript has a single exon. The coding region runs from base 1 to 1068 and encodes 355 amino acids. The record is from RefSeq and is a predicted model, not a curated record.